This is a messenger RNA of Odobenus rosmarus divergens (Pacific walrus), 516 nucleotides long. RefSeq names its product sulfotransferase family 1E, estrogen-preferring, member 1 (gene SULT1E1). NCBI's taxonomy places the organism in Eukaryota, Metazoa, Chordata, Mammalia, Carnivora, Odobenidae. The record is from RefSeq and is a predicted model, not a curated record.
AUGUGGAGACAUUCCAGGCAAGACCAGGUGACAUUGUCGUUGCCACCUAUCCCAAAUCUGAUGAUCUAUCUUUGCCGGAAUGCCAAAGAUGUGGUUGUUUCUUCUUGUUAUUUCUUUCUAAUGAUGACUGUUCAUCCAGAUCCUGGAUCUUUUCAAGAGUUUGUGGAAAAAUCCAUGAAUGGACAAGUGCCAUAUAGUUCCUGGUAUAAACAUGCAAAAUCUUGGUGGGAAAAGAGAAAUAAUCCACAUGUGCUAUUUCUUUUCUAGGAAGACAUGAAGGAGGAUAUCAGAAAAGAGGUGAUCAAAGUGAUACAAUUUCUGGGAAGGCAGCCAUCAGAGGUUGUGGACAAGAUUGUACAACAUACUUCUUUCCAGGAGAUGAAGAACAAUCCAUCUACCAAUUAUACAACACUACCAGAUGAAAUCAUGAACCAAAAAUUUUCUCCGUUCAUGAGAAAGGGUGAGAUAGUCAUGCAAUUUGCCUCAAUUGCUAUAGGAAGUCACAAGUUGAAAUAG